This is a messenger RNA of Ambispora leptoticha, 351 nucleotides long. NCBI's taxonomy places the organism in Eukaryota, Fungi, Glomeromycota, Glomeromycetes, Archaeosporales, Ambisporaceae. The record is from the annotation of a GenBank genome assembly.
AUGGCAUUACAACCACUAUCACUACCAAAUUUUUCGGGUGAGUAUGAUGAAGAUAUUGAUAUUUUUAAUAGUCGAUUGUCAUCAUAUCUAGCUGGUGUUGGUAUAGAUCCAGUUGCUAAUCGGGAUCAAGCAUUUGGUAUUCUUAGAGGGUGCUUAUCUGGACGUGUAUUAAUAUGGUUUGAUGAGAAAAUUCUUGGUAAGCAUUGGGAACUUCACAAUAUAUUUGCAAACCAUGGUCAGGCUGGUAUGGGCAAUCUUCGAGGACGCACUAUGGGACAAAUGAAUACUAGCAAUAGUUUUAGAAAUCCUUCAAUUGCUUAUGAUUAUGCAAAUAUUGCUGUAUCUUUAUAG